Messenger RNA from Saprolegnia parasitica CBS 223.65, 1297 nucleotides. RefSeq lists its product as hypothetical. NCBI's taxonomy places the organism in Eukaryota, Oomycota, Saprolegniomycetes, Saprolegniales, Saprolegniaceae. The transcript is spliced from 6 exons. The record is from RefSeq and is a predicted model, not a curated record. Bases 1 to 1206 code for a protein of 401 amino acids.
AUGACGGCGGCGAUCCUGCCCGCACCUCCUUUUCCGCAGCACGCGCGCGUGACGUGGCACCGACCUUCGGUGGUUGUCAGCUUCGUCCUGGGUCUGAACAUCGUCUUGACCCCGCUCAAGGCGUACUUGUGCGAGUCGUUUCCGUGGCAAAUCGUCGACGCGGCGCCGUCAUCACCGUUCAGUACCUGGGCCGAACGCGAGACGAACCUCCUUGCGUCCUACACGGCCGCGUACAGUACAGAGGUCUUUCGUCCUCAGGCGUCCUACUUCCACGACGUACGAAGCAGUACACACGUCUACCGUGCGGCCGUAUUGCGGCCCCAGCACUUUGCAAGCUGCCGCGUCGACGUCUUGACGACGUUGACAGGAGGCAUCUUUUUCGCACCCGCCAUCGAAGAGACCAUCUGUUCGUUUAUGAUGUCCCCAAAUGCAUCGAUGGUCGGCGGCUGCUUUGAGAGCCGCGUGUUCACGUCGCUCUCAGGCACCAACUGCAUCUGGACGCGGCCCGGCAACGAACUUGCCAACGCUUCGGAUGCACGUUUGUUUACAUAUUACCUCGCGUACCGCCAGAACGCGACCAUGGCGUUCAUGACGGCGAAGCUCUCGUUUCGGCUACUGCUAACUCUCUACUUGGCAUAUUGCCUCUGGCGCAACUACUAUCGCCACGCGAUGACGCUCAUGACGCAGUGUGCGAAGCUGCCAGAGGCUCGCCACUGCAUGCUACUACUCGGCGACCCGACGUCCAUUGCUUUGUUAAAUCCUGUCGUGUCCCUUUGUUUGGCCGUCGACGUCUGGUUGAGCAUCGACACGGUGGCAGCCGAACUUGUCGCGACCGUUCAAGUCGACGAUCUUUGGCAAUUUGCGCUUGGAUGCGUCUAUCUCUCGCGAACGGUAUGGUUUUGUUACGCCUUCUUGGCCGCUGCCUCGUAUUGCAUUCAUCGCAAGCGCUGGGCCCACUGCUUCACCCCUCUCGACCCGACCCUCGUCGCGAUCGCUGCAGCGUUUAUCGCUGGGCCCCUUACCUACUUCCAAGCCCACUCGGGGUUCAUCGAGGCGUACCUGUACCUCUUCUCGCUCGGCGCGUCCGAUCCGAACAGCACUGAAGGCGCGUUUCCCAUUCUUGCACACCCGAAUCUGAAGCGGUCGCCGUGCAUUAGCCAGCGCGGCGCCGACUGCUUUGUGUUUACGUUCGACGCCAACCGUUGAGCUUGAGACUGUCCACGUCGUCACGCGCGCGAGCACGUCGGUCUUUGGUCGAGUCGAACUCACACCGACCGAGGGUCGCGGCAAAAAUGUA